GAUUGUUUGUUGCGUAUUGUUCUAAACUUACCAGGAUCAUCUAAACACUUUAAUUUGCGUUAGAUUAGUACGAACUCCUCGAUAAAAAUGUACACACACGCUGGAUGGACCGUGUCGCGGAUAGACAAGUUUUGGUUGGGAAUACUGGAAUAAAUCCACGAUAGAUGGAGAUGAUUCAAAGUUUUGUUUUGUAAUCGAUUAAAGGAAGUCUACCGAAUAAAAACUAUAAGUGUACCCGCGUAUCUGUUAUUGCUACGGAUGUGCUUAAAACCUUAAAAUCAACUACAUGCUGUGACCAUUUUUAUCUUAUAAAGAACUAAUAGCGAAGUUAUCUUCCUAAUCGAGACCUUCCAAAAAUCCAGAUCGAGGUAUCAGUCCAGAACAGUUAGAGUUAACACCUAAACUAACCUAGCUAUCUAUGACUAUUUUACAUGAUAAGAAUAAGUCUCACUGUCGAGGUCGAUCGUACCAAUCACGGUCAGCAGAUGAUGAUCUUUGUCAUCUUUGCAGCGAGCGCUAAAUCCACAAUUAGUUAUCGUUUACUGCUGGGUGCUGAAUCAGUGCAGUAAAGACGGUUGGGUUUACAAACUCUUCUCCUGUAAGGAUAUAAAAGGUAUAACACAACGUUUCGAGGAUUGGAAUCUAUCCUCUUCGUCAGAUGGGGAGGUUUAAUACAUAAAAAAAUAACGAACAGAAAGCUAAAAAAAAGGAAAAGAACAUAAUGAAAAGCUGCUUGAAGUCCAGUCCAGGCGUUAUCACUGCACAUAAUCCUUCAAACAUUCCAUAGUCAGUAACAAACUUAAACAAACAAUUAUCUCCUGUCUUACGCGUGUGGUCAUUUAAAACGGGUGGAGGAGACGUUUGGGAAAAGGUCCAUUCAGCUUCCUCAAGAUUCUAUACCAGUUGCAUUCAACCGCUAAUUAUUGAUACCUCCUAUGAACUGCAUUGACGGAAUGAGUUAAUAGGGUAACGCGUGGAAGACCCGUAACCGUUCAGAUUUUAUUGGCGUCCGUGACGUAUGUGUUGAGUAGUAGUAAAUAAGUUUCUUUGUCAGCACCUACGGAACUAGCAUCAACAGAGGAGUCACCGUAAUAUCCCGACGGGACUUUGUUGUGCGCCAACAGGAACAGCUGGUGGCUGUAGAAUACGCUGACAGGGAAGUGUAAGUCACGUGCAGCACCGGUCGCCGCGCCGGUUAGCGCGAACACGCGGCUAGCCGCAGCUCAGUCUGCGUUCACCCCGCGAUGCCGUCGGACCCCCCCCUGUAGUGCCCAUGGUGUGCUCGAACCCCGCUCUGCCGGACUCACACCUGCUCCACAUGGCGGUCCUGUACUUGGCCGUCCUAGCCUUCACCUGGUGCACGUUUGUUCGGCUCUCAGAGAGUGGCCAGGCCGCUGUGGUCUACACUCUGGUGGACUCUGCUACUGCUGAGCUGCAGAAGCAGGCAGCAGUCAGCGUGACCUCUGACCCCGAGAACAGCACAGGACCUGUCACCAUCCCUCUCACUCUCAGUGAUGCCCAGGACAACAGCACUCAGUACAUCGUCCGAGCGGAGCCCCGUCAGGAGCCACAACCUCCGUCCAUAAAACAGGAAGGAGAGGGAUUACAAGGAGUGGUGGAGCCAGAGAUCUCUGAGGAGAGCAAUGACACAUUGCCAUCGGCUCAGACCUCUCCUGAACCUCCUCCACAGGAGGACAUCCCCUCUUUCAGUGAAUGGGCCCAGAAGCAGCUAGCUGAGGCAGAGAAAAAGAAAGGUGAGAAUGUGACGGGUGGAGGUGGAGGGAAUGCCCCGCCACUUAAAGUUCGCCACAACAAGAACUACGCCAGCCCUGACUGUGGGGCCAAAGUGGUGGGGGCCAAUCCCGAGGCGGUCAGUGCGGGAUCCGUUUUGUCAUCCUCAAGAGAUGAGUAUCUCCUCAACACUUGCAACGCCAGAAUAUGGUUCAUCGUUGAGCUGUGUGAGGCCAUUCAGCCCGUCAAGAUCGAGAUGGCGAACUUUGAACUGUUCUCCUCAUCGCCGCGAGAGUUCUCUGUGUGGUUGAGUGAUCGUCACCCGUCCAGAGAUUGGGCACCCGCAGGACGCUACAUCGCUCAGGAUGAGCGCAACCUGCAGUCCUUCAACCUAUCGGCUGCUCAAUUCGCAAAAUAUGUCAAGGUGGAAGUGCAUUCACAUUACGGGCAGGAACACUAUUGUCCUGUGUCCCUCUUCCGGGUCUAUGGGACAAGUGAGAUAGAGGUUUUGGACACAGUGGACGAAGGCCAUCACCAGCCGGCGGUGGAUGACGACGAUGAUGAUGACGACGAUCUAGUCGCUGAAGGUGAGGGGGAGGGACCUAAGAAUCUGUUUGGAAGCGCACGCGACGCAGUGCUCAGUAUCGUGAAGAAAGCAGCCGAGGCCCUGGCCAAGACUCCACAAGAGGGGAGGGGGAACGCUAGUAGCCUGAGCUACCGGAGAGUGGUCUUAUCGGAACCUUGCGUCACUCCCAGCCACAUCGUGGUGUGCGUCAACUGUUCCGACGAAUUUUACCACAGAAUGUACGAGCUGCUGAGUUGUCGAGGUCGUAUGCUGCAACAGCUGAUUUCCACCAAGUUUGUCAACGAAGCAGUGGCCAACAGUGAGUUCUGUGCCGAGCGGGGUCUGGACCUGAGAAUGGGAGCUCCAUACCCGCCCCGCCCGGGCUCCCGCCACCGCCCCAUCGACUACUUGAAGGCUCUCCUACCCUCAGAGGCUCUGGCUGCUCUCUGCAACCAGCUUGCGGUCGUUCAAAGGAAGGUGGUUUUGAAUGUCAGCUACGACGAUGUGCCUCUGGAUAGUGAGCCUGUGGCGGACCCACCCGUACCAGACGAGCCCACCCCCAGUCUACCUGAGCCCGCCGGCACAUGUGUGAUUGACGGAAAUACCAGUGAGGGCCUGGCUACACGUCCACCAUAUGAGCCACCCCCCCCUUCAACACUAUCCAUCCGACCAUCACGUACCCUGACGCAGGAGCCUGCCGCGGAACAUUUUCCUGACAACAACCCCCUCGUAAACAAUGUUACAGUGGAGCAUGUGCCACUUGUUGUCACUGACAAUGCCAACAAUGUGAGCCUGCCAGUAGAGAGUCUGCCUCUCGUCGUGGAGGACUCGGGGUCCCUGGACUCUCUGUUCUCGGAGCUAGAGCAGGCUGUAGUGCCCAGCCGCAGAGUUACUCCUGCCCCUCAGAAGGAGUCUGUUUUCGUCCGGCUUGCAAACAGGAUCAAGGCUUUGGAGCGCAAUAUGUCUCUGAGUGGGCAGUACCUAGAGGAGUUGUCACGGCGAUACAAGCGGCAGGUGGAGGAGAUGACGAAGGCACUGGCAGGAGCAGCGGAAGAGCGACGGCGGACAGAUGAGCGUGAGGGGCUGCGGCUGGAACAGCUGGCACAACUAACACAACAAGUCGAGACACUGACUGUUGCCGUCAAGUCACUGCUGGAGGAACGUGACAGCUGGCAGCACAAGGCCACAGUGAUGGGUCAGCACGGGGUUAUUGUGGUGGUGGAAGUGGUGGUGUUUGCGGUGGUACUCUACAUCUGCAGAUGGCUCCCCCGCGUGGAUGUAUCUCGUCGCAGGAUCAGCAUGGCGUGGCCACGGACCGAGCCACCUAAGCGGCGCAAAUCUGUUGAUGAGGCUCUUCCCUCUCAUGUACCGGUGAGAAAGCGUCGACCCAGUGAAGAGGCUCUCAUCAUUGCAGGAAAUACUCAUCAAGAACUUCUCAUUCCUGAGGCCAGGCGGAAAGUAUCAAAGGGGGAGACAAGACGACAGAGGCGGAAACGGAAGCGGGAGAUGGCAUUGCAGUCUCUGGAGACAGAAGUGCGGGACAGGGAGGAGGCUCCCUCGCUGCUGGAUAGCAACUCCACGGAGAGUGUAGCAGCGUGGUGGGAGGAGGAAGUGUUCUCCCCCCUGGCACCCCCACAGGUGGUGACCACGGCCCCGAGGUUCGUACAGACAGCCCUGGCCCAGCGUCAGGACCGCGUCGUCCGCAGUAGUGGCGAGCUCAGCGACAAGGAGAACAAAACGUUCUUGCCCAUCAAGAAAACAGGACCUUUUAAGAAAAUUGUUAAAAAGUUUUUUUGAGUAUUACAUAAUAUUUAACGAUAUAUUGUUUAUUUAUAGGAAUAAUCGGUGACUUUUACCAUGUAAAAGCUGUCAGAUUUUGUUUAACGUCAUGGUAGUGAGACUGAUAGUAAAAGCUACAUUCCGUCAAGACUAUGUGUUUGUAUCUAGUAAUUGAUUUGUGUUCACUGUAAGACUCAUGUUUCACCUUGUCAUAGUCAUGUAUCUUAAAAUUUAUUGUAAGUGAUAUUUGCCACACUUACUUUGUAUGUACACUUAAUUGAAAAGUAUAGUAAUGGUUAAAUGUUUGGUUAAAUAUAUUAUAUAAAUAUGUGCCAUAGUGUAAAUGUUGCUAAUGUAAAAAUUCUGUUUUUGAACAUUUAGAUUAGCAAAAACAGGCUGUGAGGAAAAUAAAAGAUAUUUUGAUGCGGUGAACUUUUUUGCUGUAGAUAGAAUAAAAUUGUGUUAUGAAAAAGUUAUCAAAUUCAUCAAAGAAAAUUCAAUACAUACAAUUAUAGUUUCAAAAAUUAUUUCAGGAUUUUAAUGUUGACUUUCAAACAAUCAAGCAUUUACCAAACUUGUGUUUUGAAUUAUACUGUUAUAAAGGAACAUAAUUUAAUUGUAGGGAAAAAAUAAAAUUGCCUGACUAUAGUUUCUAACUAAAACCGGUUAUAUUUUGUGUAUACUUUUUGUAACAGAUAUCAAGGUCAGAUUCCAAUAGAUGUGAUGAGUGAUGAGACAAGCUCUCAAGCUGUUGGUAACCAAAACAAUAGUUAUAAUUUUUGUAACUGGAACACACUUAGGUAUGACCUCUGGUGUGUUCGUGUAACAGACGUUUUGAUUUGUUAUUUUAGAAUUUUACCUCAAAUACUGUAUUAGUAGGAUUAUAAUUUAUAUCCCAAACAUUAUCAAAAACUUGAAUGAAAAAACCAAUAAAGGUACUAAAUUGAAUUUUUAUUUCACUUUGUUUUAGGCGGUAGCGAUCUCAAAUUAUAAAUUAACACGAAUUGUGUCUAGCACAGAAUGAGACUUGCUGUUAUACUAUCAAUGAAUAAUGAUACUAUGAAUUAAUAACGAAAUUUUAAGUGUCCGAUAAAGGUUUAGAUUUUAAAAUGAAGCACAAUAUAGUAUAAUAAUAUUUGUUUUAAUUUUAAUGUGUGUUCAAACAUCAUACAAAGUUCGAUCUUAAAACAGGACCUUAGUAAAUUUUUGACAUCAUCAUCCUCUAUGUGGCCACUUUAUUUGAAAAAAGCUUGUCGUUGAUGUGGACAGUUGGCGUUACUGCGGACAGUGAGUCCAUGUCCCACCAAUGUUGACCUGUUGGUUUUUUUGUAAGUGUCACAAUCCUCUCUUAUUAGUAAGGAUUUUCGAAUUUUUACCUGUGUUCAUUUUCUUAUGUAUUCAAUUUAGUUAUAUUUUUAUGUCUUAAUUGUUUAUACAUUUAGUAGUGUAAUUAAUUGCUCAAAAUAAUGGUUGAAUUACUUACAGGUUUCAUUUUUAUUUGGGAGGUAAAGGAAUCCCUUCAAGAUUAGUUCUUGUGCAAAAUUGGUGAAAAUUAAACGGACCCUUGUGUAUUAAUUGAAUUACUGGCUUUUUUCGACUUCCUGAUUAUGUGGCUGGAACGUCAUUGAAAUGUUUUUUGUUUAUAACAUUAUUUUGUUUACUUUUAGAUCUACAUUUACUCUGUACUUAAUGUAUUGAUUUUUAUCACAUUUUAUAUACUAUUACAAAUCUAAUUAGGACUAUUAGAAUCAAUGUUAUUAAUCUUAUGGUGUAAGAAUUCUUAAAUAAUUUAUUGUUUAUCUGUUCAAUUCACACUUAACACCCUACUCUUAAUUCCAUUGUUAAACAAAGCGUUAAUUUAAUUAUUUGAAUUAGAUAUGAUUUCAAGUUAGUUUGUAGAUUUUAUUUAUCUGUUUUAGCUGUUUUGUGUAAGUCUGGACGUAUAAAAUCACAGGAAUGCCUUGUUUAGGCAAUAAAUAUCAGGAAAUGUGUGUUCAAAAAGAAACUCGUUUUAACCACUCUAAAACAAAAAUUUACUGAAAUAUUUUCUUCAAAUAAUUUAUAAAAAGUCAUUAAUAUUUAUUUUCCUAUAGUUUGCAAAAUAGUACUCAAAAGGAAUGAUUUACCUUUACUUUGUAAAAAUAUAUUUUAUUAUAUAAUUUAAUUUUGUUUUAAUAUAAAUGUGUUAUAAAAAUUGUAUCACCAAAGACAAUACUUAUACACGUGAAAUACAUGGAUGCAAGUAUGUACUUGGCAUGUGUUGUCGAUAUUUCUGACAACUUACCAAAGUAUUGAUGUCAAUCAGAAGUUCCUAUAAACAAUCUUGGAGUUUGGAAUAAUGUUGACUUGUAUAACAAGGAGGCAUUUGUAUGUAUUUUUGGACAUAGGUUUAUUUGUAUAUUCAAAAUAUAAUUUACAUUAUGAAUGAAAAUGUUAGUUUAUUUACUUUAAGACGUUAUAUUUUAUGUAUAAAGUUGUUUGAACCCCACACAAUUAGUAGGUCUAUUAGCUUUGAAGUUAAUUAUAGUAAGAUUUUGUGUAGAAACUGUAAUAAUGUUUAUGUAAUAGAUAGUUUGAUUUUUUUUUCUUUUCUAUUAUGAAAAGUUUUUAGAAGGAUCAUUCUGAAAGAAUAGUCAUGUUCCUUAUGUUAUUAAGGCAUUGUCAGUUAGCUUCCUUACUCAUAGAAAUUUGCAUGUCGUAUCAAAAUAAUUCCCAAGUAAAAUUUGUCUAAAAGUAGUUAUAUUUUUCUGUCAUAUUUGAUCUUUAUAACAUACUUUUCAUUACUGUCAUGUAAUUUCUGUUAAAUUUUGUCCAUAUAAUAAAAUUAUACUAUAAUUGUUCUUUCCUCCUUAUAUUUAGCUACACUUAAUUCAAUAUCUGUAGCAUUGAAAAAACAUUUAAUUUAAUUCUGGUCCAAAAGGACUUCUGCCAAUAAGUAAGCUAAAUGAGCUAUUUGACAUAACCUUAUGAACUACAAUGGUACUAGUCAUAUUUAUUACUUAUAUGAUUUUAAUGUACACUAUUUAUUUAAGUGUUUAGUAUAUGAGCGAAUCUCAUUAAAUUCAUAAUUUUAUUUUGUGUGUCAA
This is a messenger RNA of Homalodisca vitripennis (glassy-winged sharpshooter), 7161 nucleotides long. Its product is annotated as SUN domain-containing ossification factor. Gene Ontology annotation, biological process: protein folding in endoplasmic reticulum. Gene Ontology annotation, cellular component: cytoplasm; membrane. The coding region runs from base 1274 to 4093 and encodes 939 amino acids. The transcript has 12 exons. Lineage: Eukaryota; Metazoa; Arthropoda; Insecta; Hemiptera; Cicadellidae. The record is from RefSeq and is a predicted model, not a curated record.